ACCUUCGUCCUUACACAUCAUUUUCCUCUUCUAAUCUUCUAUUUCUUUUGUUUCUUCUUCUCUCAUGGCUACUGCAACAUCUCCUAUCACGGGAGCUGGACUCAAGCCGGCUGGAAUGAAGUGGCCUGAGCAGAUUAAGUACGUUCAAGAACUCGCUGAGAGUGGCGUAAAGCUUUUACCACCACAAUACAUCAAAUUUGAGCAAGGCCAAGCCCUGCAUGAACCAACCGUGGUGGCGCCACCACAGAAGCUUCCUCCGGUGAUAGAUAUGUUCGACAUCAACGGAGCAAGCGGCACUGCCGAAAAGAAAGCCAUGCUAGAGAUGUUAGGCUCUGCAUGCAGGCAGUGGGGAAUAUUUCAGGUCGUAAACCAUGGGAUCCCACCCGCUUUGCUAGAUGAAGUGAAAAGGGUUUCUAGAGAAUUCUUUGAUCUUCCCAUGGAAGAGAAGCUCAAAUAUGCAAAUAACCCUGUAACAUACGAGGGCUAUGGAAACCGGACGGGAGUGCAGGAGGGCUCAACCUUGGACUGGAACGAUUAUUUUUAUCACUUCAUUCGUCCGUUCUCCGCCAUCAACGGACAGAAAUCAUGGCCUCAUCAACCGGAAGAGUACAGGACUGUUAUCAGUGAAUAUGGGGAGAAGGUGGUGGAGCUGUGUGAAGCAUUGCUGUCAAUAUUCUCUGAGGACUUGGGACUAGAGAAGAAAGAUACCUUGCUUGAGAGUCUUGGUGGGGAUGAAGAGCUGGGAGCUGGCUAUAGGGUGAACUUUUAUCCCAAGUGCCCACAGCCAGAACUUGCACUGGGUUUGUCACCACACACUGAUCCGGGAGCCAUGACGGUAUUGCUACAAGAUCAGGUCUCAGGGUUGCAACUCAAGAAGGAUGGUGUCUGGAUCCCCAUUCCUUCCCGCCAAGAUGCACUUACUGUUUUGCUUGCUGACCAACUCGAGAUACUCUCAAAUGGGAUCUACAAAAGCGUGAACCAUCGGAGUACCGUGAAUAGCAAGAAGGAAAGGAUGUCAAUAGCUAUCUUCAUACAUCCAGAGGGAAACAAGAUGAUAGGACCCCUUGAAGAGGUGGUGAAGAAGAGUGGGCGCUCUCCCUUAUACAAUGAAAUGACCUUCAAUGAAUACCGCAUUUUCAUCAGAACCUUGGGUCUCAAAGGGCAGGCCAUCCUGUCUUCUAGAGUCAUCAAUACCUGAUUCAAUGGCGAGGAUCAUAAUUAAACUGAUGAUUCACCUGCAUCCCUAUCGAAUAAAACUAGUAGAAAUGAUAAUUAGUAUGUCGUCUUUGUAAACUUGGAGAUCAAGGGCUGGCAUGAAAAUGAAUAAAACUAGUAGAUAUGAUAAUUAGUAUGUUGUCUUUGUAAACUUGGAGAUCAAGGGGUGGCUUGAAGUUAUUUUCAUCUUUUCUUCUUCUUCU
Molecule: messenger RNA, 1418 nt
Organism: Macadamia integrifolia
Lineage: Eukaryota; Viridiplantae; Streptophyta; Magnoliopsida; Proteales; Proteaceae
Product: jasmonate-induced oxygenase 4-like
Exons: 3
Coding region: 65-1198 (377 amino acids)
Source: RefSeq, a predicted model, not a curated record